Molecule: messenger RNA, 4151 nt
Organism: Ahaetulla prasina
Lineage: Eukaryota; Metazoa; Chordata; Lepidosauria; Squamata; Colubridae
Gene: PRIM1
Product: DNA primase subunit 1
Exons: 13
Coding region: 29-1258 (409 amino acids)
Biological process (GO): DNA replication, synthesis of primer
Cellular component (GO): alpha DNA polymerase:primase complex
Source: RefSeq, a predicted model, not a curated record
CCGCGCUCUCCUUUUUUUUGCCGCGGUCAUGGCAAGCUUCGAUCCCGGUUCGUUGCCUGACUUGCUGCGCCUUUAUUACCGCCGCCUCUUCCCCUUCGCCCUUUACGGCCGGUGGCUCCGCUACGGCGAUGUGUCAAAGAACUAUUUUCAGCGACGGGAGUUCUCAUUCACACUCCGUGAUGAUAUCUAUGUGCGGUAUCAGUCUUUCAACACCCCACAGGAAUUGGAAAAAGAAAUCCAAAAAUUGUGUCCAUAUAAAAUUGACAUUGGAGCCGUGUAUUCGCACAAGCCUGUCCAGCAUAACACCAUCCACAUGGGUGCUUUUCAAGCUCAAGAAAAGGAAUUGGUGUUUGAUAUAGAUCUGACAGAUUAUGAUGAUGUUAGGCAAUGCUGCAGCUCCGCAGAGAUCUGUUCCAAAUGCUGGACUCUCAUGACCAUUGCCAUCCGCGUUAUAGAUCGAGCCCUUGUAGAGGACUUUGGCAUUCAGCAUAGACUCUGGGUGUAUUCAGGACGCAGAGGGGUCCAUUGCUGGGUGUGUGAUGAUGCUGUCAGAAAGUGGUCUACAACUCUCCGCUCAGCCGCAGUGGAAUAUCUCUCCCUAGUCAAGGGAGGUGAAGGAACCAUCAAGAAAGUAACCCUCUCGGAUAACCACAUUCAUCCUUUCAUCAGAGCAUCGUUGGAUAUAGUGAAACGUUACUUCAAAGAAUAUGCUCUCGUUGGUCAGGACAUACUUGGAAAUAAAGAAAAAUGGGAAAAGGUGUUAGCUUUGGUUCCAGAGACAGAGCAAGAGUGUCUUCGUUCGGAAUUCCGUAAAAAGCAUAAUUCAGAGCAGCGCUGGGAAGUUCUGGAAAAAAAGAAAAUGGUACACUCUGAAAGGGAGAUUAUGUUACAAUACUGUUUUCCCCGCCUGGAUAUGAACGUUAGCAAAGGCAUCAAUCAUUUGCUGAAGAGCCCUUUCAGCGUUCAUCCCAAAACAGGACGCAUUUCAGUUCCAAUUGACCUGAAGAAAUUGGAUGACUUUGAUCCAUUUGCUGUCCCCACGAUAGGCCACCUCUGUCAUGAGCUGGACAUGAUUGGGAAAGAUGAAGGAAAUGGAAAGGAAACUGAAGGUCUACCAGAAAGCUCUCGUAAAAGCAGAGAUUAUAAGAAAACCAGUUUGGCUCCAUACGUGAAAGUCUUUGAACAGUUCUUAGAAGAAAUGGAGAAAUCUUACAAAGGACAGCGUUUGAAAGAUAGUGACAUGCAGAUGGAUUUCUGAAGUUUUGAAGACACAGUGCAUUGUCACAAGGCAGCUUCAUGUGGCCAGAUAACGGUAUUCAAAUACAGUAGAACUCUCGACUGUUUUGCUAGAUUCGUGCACAAAUCAGCCACUUUCAGACAAGGUCAAAACAGGCUUUUCUUACUGAAGAAGACGCGAUAAAAGUGUUAAUAGCCAUUCAGGUCCCAACAGCUGAGCGCCACAUAAAAUAAAUAUUUGGUUUUGAAUAACAUGGGGGUGUAUAAUCUGUGGGAUACACAUUUGUCAAACAGGAAACAAUAGGGGUUUAUAUUGCAGCAUACAGUAUGUAACGUAUGCGUUUAUGCUUUAUUUGACAUGACAUUACAAGCGAAUAUCAGGCAGUUGUGACUGGUGACUAUGGUUUUAAAGAAUUUCGUGUAAUCCUCGACUUACAAUGGCAAUUGGGACCAGAAUUUUCAUUGCUAAGCAGUGCAGUUACGAAGUGCGUUAGCAUUGCUUAGCAACAGCAAUCCCUGUAGUCCCAGCUACCAUUGUUAACUAAAUCCCAAGGUCAUUAGGUGAGGCAACUUCCUGCCUACCUCCCACAACAAAAGUCAGUAGAAAGGCCAGAAGGAAGCUGCAAGUCCCAGGCAGGCAGGCAAGUGGCUACUGCUGGGGUGUGUGUGUGUGUGGAGUGAGUGUAUAUCAGGUGCGAAAGGCAUGGUGUGUGUUGUGUCGGAUGUGAGGGAGGCUAGGGGAAAACUGGGGAGGAUAUGCAAGCGUACAUAAGCAGCCAGCACAAGCACAGAGGGGUUGAAGUGGGGUGCACAGGUAGGAGAGGCUUACCCAAGUUUUUGUUUUUAUUCUGCCUGUACACCGCCCUGAGUCCUUUGGGAGAAGGGCGGUAUAAAAAUUUAAUAAAUAAAUAAAUAAAUAAGUGACUUUUGACCUUCCCUGCUGGCUUCCCCAUUGACUUACUGGGGAAGUCGGCAGGGAAGGCUGUAAAUGGCAUGCAACUAAUCUGGUCAUGGUCUGGUCAACUAUUGGUCAUAACGCCAUUAUAAUUUCAAAUAGUCAUGAACAAAUGGGUCAUUUGCCAAAGAUUUGCCUGUGGAUCUGAUUUUUAUCAUCCAGUCCUUCACCAAAAAGCUAAAGCAGCCCACUUUUAGAUGGAUUUCACCUCAAUGCUGUGUGACUUUCACUUUUUCAAAGUAAAACUGUAUGUUGGGGAUUUCUAAAAUCAAAACAUACAAGUAUUGCAAACUAUAGCUUUCAGAGGACAUCAUCCUUGUUGAAAUUGGUUGAAUGAGUCAUAACAUUUUAUAUAUACUACGGGGGGGGGGAAUGGAGGUACACAUGCCGAAAAACAUUGUCAGUGGGAAUCUUUGCUGGGCCAGUGCACAACCGUGUUACAGUAAAAAAAAAAUAUGUCCAUAAUUUGAAAUCAGGCAAAAUAUAACAGUAAAAUGCAGCCAUCUAAUGUAAUACUUAAAAGUCAGACUUUUCAGCUCUAUUUUACUUCCAAUAAAGCAGUCUUUCCUAUGAUAGCAGAGAUGGUUGUCCUUUAGUUUCUGUUAUCUCUUAACCAGAUGAAAAUUGGCCUGAUGUGAACCUCCGGAAUGAGCCCUUCUCUUAAAAAAAAGGCUACUGUAAAAGGUGGUUCUAUAAAUGUGUAAAACCUAUGUGCCUGUUACAUUCUUAAUUUCUUUUUCUUUCAUUUGAACUCGUUUAGUCUGUUUCUUUUUCUACUUAAGCACCAAAUCUUCAUAAUUUAUUUUUUAAAAAACGUUUCAUUAAAAAAAAUUAAAAGUUCUGAAAAGUGGCAAGUUUGCUUAACCCUUACAUACCCAUCGGAGCUGCUUGUAGAAUAUACAACAACCUGAAGCAUGUGCCUGGAAGGGAUUUAUUUAACUCCUUUGGUUGACCAAAUAAUUGCUUUCCUGGUUUCCUUGGCAAUAGGCAUUCCAUACAAGGCCUCGUAUAUUUUUCUAACAUCACCCUGCAAAGCAGUCUUAGCCAUUGAAAGGUCCAGCAUGUCUAUGCUGGUUCAUGGUUCAGUAAAUCUGCACACAGAACAACACCCUUUAGGGCAGGGGUGUCCAAACUUGGUCCCUUUAAGACUUGUGGACUUCAACUCCCAGAGUCCCUCAGCCAGCUUUGAAGUCCACAAGUCUUAAAAGGACCAAGUUUGGACACCCCUGCUUUAGGGUAUUGGCCAAAACACCUGUUUCACUAGUUAUCCCAGUGGAUAGUUAGUGUGCACAGAAGACCUCGGGACCACCAUGAAGGAGCACUACUAAGCUUUUGAAGAAUUGCAUUGUUUUGUGUCAUGAUUCAUGGGGUACUGCUGGUACAGUUCUACAGGGGAAUUAUUGAGUCUGUCAUCUGCACCUCUAGAACUGUCUGGUUUACUUCUGCAACCCAACAAGACAGACACAGACUUCAGAGGAUAAUUAGAACUGCAGAAAAAAACAAUGGCUACCAACCUGCGUUCCAUUGAGGACCUGUAUACUGCACGAGUUAAAAAGAGGGCUGUGAAAAUGUUUACAGACGCCUCACAUCCUGGACAUAAACUGUUUCAAUACCUACCCUCAAAAUGACGCUACAGAGCACUGCACACCAGAACAACUAGACACAAGAACAGUUUUUCCCCAAAUGCCAUUACUCUGCUAAACAAAUAAUUCCCUUAACAUUGUCAAACUAUUCACUAAAUCUGCAUUACUAUUAGUCUUCUCAUUGUUAUCACCCAUCUCCUCCCACUUAUGACUCUAUGACUGUAACCUUGUUGCUUAUAUCCUUAAGAUUUAUAUUGACUGUUUCCCUAUGACUAUCAUUAAGUGUUGUACCUUAUGAUUCUUGAUGAAUGUAUCUUCUUUUAUGUACUCCAAGAGCAUAUGCACCAAGACAAAUCACACUUGGCCAAUAAAGAAUU